AUGCGGCGUCAAACAAAAGAAGCCCCCAAAUCCCUGAGCGCUGCCAUUCUCCAGCGCCCGAAGCCGUCGGGUCCGAAAGACCGCGUCCCGGGGCCAGAGUUCCUGCUCUGUCCCUUCGCCACCCGACUGCCGUGGGAGGGGCGGCGACUGUCCCGCGCCCGGGCUCUGGGCGCUUAUCGCCGCCCCGCCCGCGACGCCGCGCCCUCCGCUCGCCCGCCCCGCGGAGGGAGGGACGGAUGGAGGGACAGAGGGAGGGAGGCGGGGCCGCCGCGGGGUGCGCUCCGCCGGCCGCUCGGCGCGGGAGAAGACAAGUCUCCGUCUGCCGCCGCUUCCACUGCGGAGCCCGCCUGUUGGGCACCCACUCCCAGCUUGCUCUCGGCGCCUUUGCCUGCCCGGGCCCCGGGCCCCCCGAGACGGCCGCCGCGAGGAAAGGCGGGAACUCUCCAGAUGGAUACCUUUACCGUCUCCGUUUCUGUUCCAAUGUCACCAACCACCAACGGCCAACUGGGGACAGCCUGCAAGGCGUGCCCUGGGGGCGCUGUGCUGAGUUUUCACAACAUAUGCUACCGCGUGAAAGUGAAGAGCGGCUUUGUAUGCGCUCGCAAAGUGGUGGAGAAAGAAAUCCUGAAGGAUAUCAAUGGGAUCAUGAAACCCGGCCUCAAUGCCAUCCUGGGACCCACAGGUGGAGGCAAAUCUUCGUUGUUAGACAUCUUGGCGGCAAGGAAAGAUCCACAUGGAUUGUCUGGAGAUGUUUUGAUAAAUGGCGCACGUCGGCCUUCUAAUUUCAAAUGCACUUCAGGUUAUGUGGUGCAGGAUGAUGUCGUGAUGGGAACAUUGACGGUGAGAGAAAACUUACAGUUCUCAGCAGCUCUUCGGCUUCCAACAACUAUGAGGAAUCAUGAAAAAAACGAGCGGAUUAACAUGAUCAUUCAAGAGUUGGGAUUGAGCAAAGUGGCGGAUUCCAAGGUUGGAACACAAUUCAGCCGUGGUGUGUCUGGAGGAGAGAGGAAAAGGACCAGCAUUGGAAUGGAACUUAUUACUGACCCAUCCAUCUUAUUCCUGGAUGAGCCUACAACUGGCUUAGACUCCAGCACAGCAAAUGCUGUCCUUUUGCUCCUGAAGAGGAUGUCUAAACAGGGACGGACAAUCAUCUUCUCCAUUCAUCAGCCCCGAUAUUCCAUCUUUAAGUUGUUUGAUAGCCUCACCUUACUGGCCUCGGGAAGACUGAUGUUCCACGGCCCUGCUCCGGAGGCCUUGGGCUACUUUGCAUCAGCGGGUUACACCUGUGAGCCUUAUAAUAACCCUGCAGACUUCUUCCUGGACGUCAUUAAUGGAGACUCCUCUGCUGUGGUAUUAAACACAGAAAGAGAAAACCCUGAAGCCAGUGGAGCUGAAGAGAAUUCCCCAAAAGAUAAAUCCAUAAUCGAAAAAUUAGCUGACUUUUAUGGCAAGUCCACCUUCUUCAGAGACAUGAAAACACAACUGGACGAACUCUCAGUGGUCCAGAAAAAGAAGAGAAGCUCACACUUGAAGGACGUCGCCUAUGCCACCUCCUUCUGUCAUCAGCUCCGAUGGAUUGCCAAGCGCUCGUUCAAAAACUUGCUAGGCAAUCCCCAAGCCUCUAUAGCACAGAUAAUUGUCACGAUCCUCCUAGGACUGGUUAUAGGGGCUAUUUUCUAUGGAUUGAAAAAUGAUCAAACUGGUAUCCAGAAUAGGGCCGGGGUACUCUUCUUCCUGGUGACCAACCAGUGCUUCAGCAGUGUGUCCGCGGUGGAGCUCUUUGUGGUGGAGAAGAAGCUCUUCAUACAUGAAUAUAUCAGUGGAUAUUACAGGGUGUCGGCUUACUUCUUUGGAAAACUGGUAUCUGAUUUACUGCCCAUGAGGAUGCUACCAAGUGUUAUAUUUACUUCUAUCAUAUAUUUCAUGUUAGGAUUGAAACCCACAGCAGCGGCCUUCUUCAUCAUGAUGUUCACUCUUAUCAUGGUGGCUUAUUCAGCCAGUUCCAUGGGGCUGGCCAUAGCAGCAGGUCAGAGUGUGGUAUCCAUAGCGACCCUGCUUAUGACCAUUUGUUUUGUGUUUAUGAUGAUGUUCUCAGGGCUGUUGGUAAACCUCACAACCGUUGUGCCUUGGCUCUCGUGGCUUCAGUACUUAAGCAUUCCUCGAUAUGGCUUUGCGGCUUUAGAAUAUAAUGAAUUUUUGGGACAACAGUUCUGCCCAGGUUUAAAUGUAACAACAAACAGUACCUGUGACUUCGCAAUAUGUACUGGCGAAGAAUUUUUGGUAAACCAGGGCAUCGAUCUCUCAUCUUGGGGCCUAUGGAAGAAUCACGUGGCGUUGGCUUGCAUGAUAGUUAUUUUCCUCACAAUUUCCUACCUAAAAUUGUUAUUUCUUAAAAAGUUUUCCUAAAUCCUCCUUUAAUUUACUGUAAUUUACGCACACAUGAAAGAAAAGCACCUUGAAUUAUUUU
Messenger RNA from Echinops telfairi (small Madagascar hedgehog), 2467 nucleotides. It is a transcript of the gene ABCG2, whose product is annotated as ATP binding cassette subfamily G member 2 (Junior blood group). Gene Ontology annotation, molecular function: ABC-type transporter activity; ATP binding; ATP hydrolysis activity. Gene Ontology annotation, cellular component: plasma membrane. The record is from RefSeq and is a predicted model, not a curated record. The transcript is spliced from 17 exons. Lineage: Eukaryota; Metazoa; Chordata; Mammalia; Afrosoricida; Tenrecidae. The coding region runs from base 1 to 2406 and encodes 801 amino acids.